AUGCGCCACUUCCGGGAGGUUGUGGCCCUUCAGGCCAUCAACCGCAUGUCCCCACGUGCGCUGGCAUUAUGUCUCACACCCUCUCUCUUCGGCUCCACAGAAGAUGCCGAGACCAACAGUCAGGUAUGCAUUACCCAACAGCUGCCCUCUUUCACGUCUCUCCAUGUAAUCCCCUCUUUCUUUACUGGUCAUUACCUCAUUCUUAUGCUAUUUCAUGUCUGCCACCAUCACCAUCAAUAGGUGCUGGAGCUGCUAAUUGAGCACUGGCCCUGGCUGUUACAGUGUCUGCACCGGGGCAGCCAGCCGGUGUCCGCAGAGGGUCUCACCGAACCGCUAUCCGAUGCCUGUCUUUAUGCUUGCCGGUAAGUCUCCAACCGCCCAUCUCCUCCUUGCCAUAAUAUCGACUUCAUUUAUUCUGAUAUUCACGCUUACUAGGAGACUUGCUUACUUUCUUACCGUGCACUCAUUUAUAGUCCAAUUCAUGCAGACAUUUUAGCCAUGCUAUACUUCUUGAGGUUUUUGCAGCUGGCUGCCAUGUUGUUGUCCUGAGGACUGAAAUACGGCCUCCAUGACAGCACAGAUAUUUUUCAUUCUAUUCCAAGGCAUAGGCUAUGGCAAUUAAUCUAGAUUGCUGAUCAAUCUAACGGGUACACAACCAUGGCUUACUGAACACUCCCCUUUCUAGAUACCAGCGUCAUUCCUUCCUGCAGUCCCUGUGCCUACCACCGACCCUCCCACCGUCGCCGCCGUCGUCUUCAGUCGACGCCUUUUGUGCUGGCGCGUGUACAUAGCCUUCGUUGGAAUUAUCCUUCCCCCUCCCUCGCCCACUUCCCACCCAUAAUUAUUUGUACUAUUAUAAGCAUGAUUCUCCCUCGUCCCCAUUUUUUAACUUUUGGAGAGUAUUAUUCAUUGCUCUCUUGUUUAUUCCAUUCCACACAAUAGACGCUGUUUCGCUGAGCUUCACUUUCCCUCCUUGUCGCUCGCGCUAACUCGCAGGGUUAUAUCGCAUUUGUUCCGUCCAAUCCCCACAGUCGUAAUUCGCUUCCCUCUUAUUGGAAUGAUUAUCCUUAGUGCCGAAUUUUGUAACUUUCCUUCUUCUCAUAUCCAUUCCAUUUUACCUAAUAAACCUUGUUCGUUUAUCCUUCACUCUCUCCAUCUCUCAUCUUGAUUAGUUGGACAAUGUCUUAUGUUGGUGCUGUGUCUGGUCAUUGUCUGCAGACAGGAUGUUUAUAUCAACAGAUGUAUCUAUAUCAGGGGGGGGGGGAAUUUUGGCAAGUGAGACUUGCGUGACAGUGUGUGUGUGCGAGUCUAUGGUUAGUACUGUCACGACGACUGACUGACUGCAGUAGCAUCUCAAAUAAAUAUGUGGUUCGGUUCUGGCAAGGAUGACACCAGUGGUUUGCAUCCACUACAGUCGGUUAUUAUUACUAGCAUCAUUACAGUGUCGAUUUGGCGACAAGUCUCCGAUUUGGAAGUGCGCUGUUGAUCGGAUAUGUCACCUUCGGGUGAUGAGAUUGAAGAUCACAGCCUCCAAUGGUUAAGUCACGUAUUCCACCGCGAUCAACAGGAAUAGCCACAUUCGGAGGAGGGAAAUGUGAUAGAAGUGUAUCCGAUGAUAUCCUGCCGGGGAUGAUGGGUGUGGUACUUGUACAUGCACUCGAUACGGCGGCGAUCAUGCCUGAUCUAGCUGGCCUCGAUCAUGUCCCGAACUGUACCUAUCCACGCGUCACCAUCCGCGGCAGGAGAUACGGAGAGUUCAAUCCAUUCCCUUCGCCAACGACGGAUACCAAAUGCCGAAGGCCCAAGAACCACCUCCAUGUCUUGACGAAUUCUGUCGAGUCAGGUUCCGAGUUAACACCUUCCUAGACGCCUCGGAUGGGGCAACGGUGCCGGAUCGAGUGCAGUAACACUGAGCUCCUGAGGUGGACCACGAAGAACAUGCUGGAACCCCCUCAGUCGCCUUUCUUGGAUGGCCUGGGAUAUGUUCACUCUGUUAUCACCGUAAGUACUAACUGUCUCAUCUGAGGCGAUGUCGGCGUACCUCACUCGAAGGAAUGUCCUCAAGCGGCGGUGAUCUCUCACAGUCGUCGGAGCAGUGAAAUGUGGCCUGUUAACUAGUGUGAUCAUUCAAAGUAUCGGUGAUGUACGCAAAAUUUUUGGUGAAACGACGAUAAUAAUUCCCAGACCUAGGAAACUUUGGAGUUCAGAAACGGACGCAAGUUUUGGUCGACGUCAGAUCUAUUCAGUCUUCAUAGCGUGUGACUCAAAACGAUCCUUGUAGAAAAUAUUACCCAAGGUUGUCCCACUCAUUCCGUCUUCCCUGACUUUUGAUUGGGAAUCUUUAUCUUGUCGACCGCAACAUCCGACAGGCCCUCCAAUCUGCGAAGAACAUGAUUACAAUUGGUGAAAUGCGAUUGACAAGCAGUCGGUUCUGAUCAGUGAACUUCAGCAACCUCACGCCAUUUUCACAUCGAGAUGCAAACACAAAGCGGCCAAGAAGAUAACCGCUUCGGAAGUCCUCAGGUCCAGUCCGAUCAUUCCAAUCCCCGGCAACAAUCAGCAGAUCGCGGAGAAGGAGUCUUUCAACUAACUCUUGCAACUGCGACGGAAACUCAUCUUUAUCGCACAGUUCGACAACUGAAUUUAGUGCAUACUCAGAGACAAUGGAGAUGUUCGUAAAGUGGUCCAUCAGUCGCACGUAGGCCAUUCGGUCAUUGAAUGGUUGCCAAGCAAGUAACGUGAGGUCGCUGUCGAAAGUAGUGUGGUCGACAAAAUAAAGAUUCCCAAUCAAAAGUCUGGGAAGAUGGUUGGUGUCGGACAACCUUUACUGUUUGGAAAGCGCGUACACAAGGCCCAGCAGGCAGUCCCCGCGAGCACACUCUCCAUGCAGAUUGUUGUCUGAGUCCGCCUUCGAGGUGCUGUGUCCCAACGCGUAUAUGCGCCCUCCGUUUUCUCCGCGUCCGCCAGCCAAUCAGAGGGGGGACGGCGCUGAUUGGCCUGGAGCACUCGCGAGGUUAUUGACAAGUCCCGCGCCUCCCAAAGGCGUAUCGACAAGGACCCUGAGGCGGACAGUAAAGCAGCGUGACAAAGGCGGAGGGCAAGGAGACGCGCGCUGCCACCUCCGCAUGUUGUGAGGACGAUCGCCACCAAUGGUGUCGCGCGGGCCCCUGUGGUACAGGAUGAGGUGUGGUUCUGUCGAAAGUUGUGUGGUCGACAAGACAAAGAUUCCCAAUCAAAUGUCAGGGAAGACGGUUGGAGUUGAACGACCUUUACUGCUUGGAAAGCGUGUACACCAAGGCUGUGUGGGCAGUCGUCGCAAGCAUACUCUCCAGACAAGUUGUUGUCUGUGUCCGCCUUCGAGGUGUUGUUAGCGCGUGUGUGCGCCCUUCGUUGUCUCCACGUCGCCAGCCAAUCAGAGUAGGGACAGCGGUGAUUGGCUUCGAGCACUCGCGCGGCCCAGCUAGGGGACCCACUGACGAGCCGAGCCCCUCGCAGCUGCGUCAGGCAGUGGCACACGAUCGGCGAAACACGCGUGUCUGGGCUUUUAGCUAGUUCCUGUGUUGUUAGUACGGUAAAUCACAAUUCUAUGCUACUGGCUGCCUGUUGGCGGUUUGUGAAUAUUACGCGGUUAUUCCGCAGUGGCUGAUGGAUUUCAGCUCGAAUACUCCUAUCAAAUUUCGGACCAUGCGUGAAGAGGUCUGUACCGAAGGAUUUAAUCCGAGUUCGCUCAUUAUAUUCCUCGGAAAUUAAACAAGGCAAGUCCACUGUCCACUAAUUCACGCGGCUGUCGUCGUUCUGAUUUGGACCGUCCGAAGCUCUUGGUGCGGCGAUCGGCUUUGGCCUACUGACUUCAUGAUAGUAACGAAAUGGAUACUGAUUCGACACGGACGCACCUGCAAUCCUACUACUACUACUACUACUACUACUACUACUACUACUACUACUACUACUACUACUACUACUACUACUACUACUACUCAACCUAG
Molecule: messenger RNA, 3986 nt
Organism: Spirometra erinaceieuropaei
Lineage: Eukaryota; Metazoa; Platyhelminthes; Cestoda; Diphyllobothriidea; Diphyllobothriidae
Source: the annotation of a GenBank genome assembly